This is a messenger RNA of Eruca vesicaria subsp. sativa (arugula), 1093 nucleotides long. Lineage: Eukaryota; Viridiplantae; Streptophyta; Magnoliopsida; Brassicales; Brassicaceae. The record is from the annotation of a GenBank genome assembly.
AAUAUGGUUAUCUCUUCCUUUUCUAUUUCACUGCGUUCUAAAACCAAUAACAAAGCUAAAAGCAAACCACACCCUCUUCUCCUGGACCUGGAUACCAUCUUUCGCCGCCGAGCUCCUCUCUCCGCGGCGAGAAUCAGUUACAAAUCUCCAGAGGUGAGGGGCAAAAAAAAGGAUGGCUUUUGUCGGAAAACCAGAUAAAUUCUCUACAGAUUUUCUAAUGGGAGGAGCAGCAGCCAUUGUCGCCAAAUCCGCAGCUGCUCCCAUCGAAAGAGUAAAGCUUUUACUCCAAAACCAAGGAGAGAUGAUCAAAACAGGACACCUCACAAAACCCUACACUGGUUUAGGCAACUGCUUCCUCAGAAUCUUCAGAGAAGAAGGUGUUCUCUCCUUCUGGAGAGGAAACCAAGCCAAUGUCAUACGCUAUUUCCCUACACAGGCUUCCAACUUUGCAUUUAAAGGUUACUUCAAGACCCGUUUUGGAUGUUCUAAAGAGAAGGACGGUUACUUGAAGUGGUUCGCUGGGAAUGUAGCGUCUGGAAGCGCUGCUGGAGCUACAACUUCGUUGUUUCUGUAUCAUCUUGAUUACGCAAGGACUCGUUUAGGUACUGAUGCAAAAGAAUGUUCUGUUGGUGGGAAGAGACAGUUUAAAGGGAUGGUUGAUGUGUAUCGUAAGACUCUCUCAAGUGAUGGUGUUAAAGGUCUUUACCGUGGGUUUGGUGUGUCGAUAGUAGGGAUUACUCUUUACCGAGGGAUGUAUUUUGGGAUGUAUGAUACUAUCAAACCUAUUGUUUUAGUCGGUUCCUUGGAGGGAAACUUCUUGGCUAGUUUUUUGUUGGGUUGGAGUAUUACUACCUCUGCAGGAUUCAUUGCUUACCCUUUUGACACAGUUAGGAGGAGAAUGAUGCUUACAUCAGGACAGCCUGUUAAAUACAGGAACGCUGUUCAUGCAUUAAGAGAGAUUAUGAAGUAUGAAGGGUUCUUUGCGCUGUAUAGAGGAGUUACUGCCAACAUGCUUCUUGGAGUAGCUGGAGCAGGAGUGCUUGCUGGAUAUGAUCAGCUUCACCGUAUUGCUCAUAAGCAUUGGCUCCAGUAG